Syzygium oleosum is the source of this 1701-nucleotide messenger RNA. RefSeq names its product ankyrin repeat-containing protein At5g02620-like. The transcript has 3 exons. The record is from RefSeq and is a predicted model, not a curated record. Gene Ontology annotation, molecular function: protein phosphatase regulator activity; protein phosphatase 1 binding. The coding region runs from base 1 to 1701 and encodes 566 amino acids. NCBI's taxonomy places the organism in Eukaryota, Viridiplantae, Streptophyta, Magnoliopsida, Myrtales, Myrtaceae. Gene Ontology annotation, cellular component: plasma membrane.
AUGAAAGAGAUGGAGGACGGAGGCACAGCCGGGAUCAGAAACAGCUUACUGAGGAUGAAGAACAGGGCUGGAAACACGGCGUUGCAUGAGGCGCUGAGGAACGGGAAUAAGGAGGUGGGUAUGUUACUGUGGGAAGAAGAUAGAGAGAUGGUGGGCAGCGUGAAUGAGGCCGGCGAGAGCGUUCUGUACAUGGCGGCUGAGUUAGGGUUUGAUAGAGUGGUGAAGAAGAUGGUGGAGUUCUUGGGGAGGAGCAUGCAACGCGAAGGAGGUGUUCUGCAUGGGGCUCUGAGUGGUCCGGACGGCCAAAACCCCUUGCAUGCUGCUGUUCUUGCUGGAAGCAUUGGAUGCGUGGAUGCUCUCAUAAAUCUCCGGGAAUCAAAAGUCAUCAACGAGCCCGACAACAAAGGAAGAACAGCCCUUCACUUCGCGGCGAAAGCCAAGCAGAAAGAAAUAGCCACUCGCCUCCUCCAAAUCGACCCUUCUUCGGCUUACGCCAAGGACCUCGUCCAUGGCCGGACCCCGCUGCUUGAAGCCGCCUCCUCGGGCCACCUCUGUGUUCUGAGGGAGAUCCUCAAGCACUGUCCUGACACGGUCGAGAUCUCUGACAACGAGGGCAAUAAUGUGGUUCACCUCGCGUUGAAGUGCCGACAGUGUCGCUCUAAGGAGGUGUUGAAAGUGCCUGAGCUGGUGGAGCUGGUGAACGAAGCUGACGGUCGCGGGGACACGCCACUGCACGUUGCGGCUAAGGACCAAAACUACAAGAUGGUGAAGAGGCUGUUGAUGAUUCCUUCGGUGGAUCUGAGGGCCAAGAAUGCCGAUGGGCUCACGGCUCUGGAUAUUUGUGAGUCUCAGUGGCAAUUCACCAAGAAGAAGGCAUACCUCUACCGAUACCUGAAGUACCUCCCGGCCGUCCGUUGCCAAAAGCCUCACAUCUUGAACCACUCUGAAAGCCCCCUCACCCCCCUUGACAACCCCGAAGCCGAUCUCAAGGGCCACGCCAACGCCCUAACCGUUGUGGCCACACUCCUCACCACCAUCACUUUUGCCGCUGCCUUCACAUUGCCUGGAGGUUUCACGCCUGGUGACUCUGGCACUAAUUCACUGCCGUCAUCCCCCUCAUGCAACUUCCCCGACUCUUCUGACCCCCUGCCUCCUACGCAAUUACCUGGCCCUCCCCCCCACUCACCUGGCGACGCUGUCCUCAUCAAUCAACCUGCGUUCAUGGUCUUCAUCCUAACCGACGUCCUCGCCGUCUCUACUUCCCUGACGAUCAUAUUUAUCUUGAUCUCAGCCAUCCUCAGUGACGAGACGUUCUUGAAGAGGGCCAUCGUGUACAGCAAGAAGCUACUCUACCUCGCCCUGGCAGGGACCAUGGUGGCCUACAUUACAGGGCUGUACAGCGUCAUAUCGACCGACGUCGAGUGGUUGGCAAUCACUGUGUGCGCCAUUGGAUCGAGUGUCCCGUUCCUGAUCAGGUAUUUCCAGGUCAAGUGCUUCACUUCGACUCCUGUGUUUCUUCAUCGGUACCUCAACAAGAAGAGCUCUAAGAAGAAGAUGGUUAUCGCGCCUUCAUGCGUCAGUCAGAAUGAGAGGGUUGGCAAUGACUCUGAGUCCUUUGAUGAUGCGGUCCAGCGUAAUGAAGCACCUCGAGUUCAGCUGAGGCAACUUUCCAAGCGAAUUCUGUCGUGCAGAUCAAAAUGA